Messenger RNA from Chiloscyllium plagiosum (whitespotted bambooshark), 2378 nucleotides. RefSeq lists its product as uncharacterized. The record is from RefSeq and is a predicted model, not a curated record. NCBI's taxonomy places the organism in Eukaryota, Metazoa, Chordata, Chondrichthyes, Orectolobiformes, Hemiscylliidae.
AGACAAGAGAGGCCUUUCAGGCCCCAGGUUUAAUGUUCAGGGGACUAUCAUCCGGAGGGACGACUUGACAAAAAGCCUGAAGGUUUUACUUCACUGAAACAAUGACAUCAAUGAAGAAUAACUCAAAGGAGUAUUCUGACCCACAAAAGAAAACACUCCGACAGCUACUCCAUCAGUUGGAGAAGUCUCAGAAAGCUGACAUUCAUGCCUACAGCUUUGGACAUUUAAACCAUAGGAACCUGCAUAAAAUAUCAAGGCAUCACGAUACCUCAGUGUUAUGGAAGAGUGCAAAAAAACCUGCUCCUUUUAAGAAAGAUAAAAAGUACAGAUCUUUCCAGCAGUUAAGUGAUGCCAAUGUUCAGAAAAUGACAGCUGCAUUUGUUGACUGUCACCUGAUGAGUAGUACGGUGCCAAUAAAGCCUGCACGUCUGAGCCCUAUCUGCAAUCAUCUCAACCAGAGUAGUGCCAGAACUUCUCAGAAUGUCUGCAGUGAUUCAGCAAUCCCACAAAACAAGCCAUGUUCAGAAUCCCCACACACACAGGCACAAACUGUACCAGAUCGUCUUGCCAAAGAGGAAUUGGAACUAUCGAACCUCAUGCUCAUAAAGCCUCGACUGCAGAAGUGUACAAGAUCACAUAGUGCCCAUGGCCAGGACCAUUUUGUUGAAUCUUACUUGGUUGGGCUGACGAAGAAGGACCAAUUCAGUAAGCUGCUCGAAUUCGAGAAAAAUAUCCUAAUGAAGCAAGAUCUUCUAGAUAGAGAGGCACUGACUGGUUACAAAGCAGUAGCAAAGCAUGAGUGGAAGCUAACUCAUGAGCUGAUGAAGAUAGACCAUCUCCCUAGACCAAAUUUGAGACGUCUUCAGGUUUUUAGUGAUGUAUUUGAGGACAUCUGUCAGGACUCACCAAUACUUUGUGAAAUCUUAAGAGAAAUCAAGGCUGAAUAUGAUUUGUACCUGUUAUCACUCCUGGAAUCCCAGCCAACAGAUCAACACAAGAUCUUGCAGGCUGAACUCCGAGGUAUGGCUACCAGGACAGUGAAAACUCACCAUGUAGAGGAGGUGCAACAGAAAGUUUUAAGUCUGGAACAGGAAGCGAGACUUGCAUUGCAGAAGAAUGAUGAGCUCAGAAAUGAACUUGAGGCUGAACUUUCCAAACCAGAGCACUUAUCUGAACAGCAAGAAGAGCAGUCUGAUUUGAAGGACAUGAAAACUAGAAAACAGCUGCCGCUUGGCAUGGAACAGAUGUUGUCACUGAGAGACCAUAUUUUUAAAACAACAGCAAUGAUUCAAGAGCUGGAGAAUGAGCUGAAGCAUUCUAUGGUACCCUCUAUAAUCACUGAUGGUCUGCAGAGUUCUUUCAAGGAUACUCUGGGUGAAAUUGCAUACUUUCAGAAAUUCAAUGACUUUCUUCGCAGCAAAAUAAAAGCUCUUGAAAAUUAUAUAGAAAGAACUCUUAUUAGUUAUAAAAUGACAAAAGAAAAUAGAGCGAACUUCUGGUAUAUGCUCAAAGACAUUGUGGAUCCUGCUGAAAUUAGAAAAGCCAAUAUCUCUGAGGAAUGGGUCUGUCAGCUUGCUAAUUAAAGUGAGCUUCCUAAUAUAGGAAUUCUCACAAACAUCUGUUCAUUGAAAUGUUUGUACAGUGAGAGUCCUAAAUUUAGAGCAAAAUCAUUUUGGCAGAAAUUUUUUAAAAAUUUGAGGGAGAAUGUACUGUUCAUCACCUGACUUCAAAAUGAGAUCUUCUAUCAAAUGUAUAGUUCUGAGAACUUUUCCCAAUAAUAAGCACUACCAACAUUUAUGUAGCAUUUCUUUAUGUAGCCGACUACGCUGAAGCAUUUCACAGAACCAUUUUAAAACAAAAUUUGAUAUCAGUUUGCAUCAUGACAUAUUAAGACAAUUAAUCAAAAGUUUGGUCAAAAAGGUAGAGGCGUGUGUUAAAGGACAUGAUAUUGGAGUGGUUUAACUUGGGAAUUCCAGAACUUCGAGCUUGGAUACCGGAGUGAACAACUAAUGAUGGAAGCCAGGAAUGUGUAAGAUACUAGGAAGAAAAUGUGUAUUUCUGCAGCAUCUUUUACAACUAAAGAUGCAGCAAAGUCCUAUUGAAAGAAGAGGUAAUUGAGAAAGUGGUUGAGUUAUAAAUAAUGCAGAGGAGGUAUUAGAAAGGCUUACUUAGCGUAGAGCUGAUAAUUUCACAAGAGUGGGAGGGGUGCUUCUGAGGGUGCUGAGGCAAGUAAGAAUGGAAAUUACAAAGAUGCAUUCCUUGAUCGUUAUAUCCUUGGGAGAGGAAGUGAACCAGAGGAAAUGUCACUAGACCAGUAAUCAAGAGGCUCGGAUAAGACUUAUGAGGGCAAAGGUUCAAAUUUCACCAUGGAUAGUUCG